Messenger RNA from Ustilago hordei, 1557 nucleotides. RefSeq lists its product as uncharacterized. Gene Ontology annotation, molecular function: protein binding; U6 snRNA binding; U4 snRNA binding. The record is from RefSeq and is a predicted model, not a curated record. Gene Ontology annotation, biological process: mRNA splicing, via spliceosome. Gene Ontology annotation, cellular component: U4/U6 x U5 tri-snRNP complex. The transcript has a single exon. The coding region runs from base 1 to 1557 and encodes 518 amino acids. Lineage: Eukaryota; Fungi; Basidiomycota; Ustilaginomycetes; Ustilaginales; Ustilaginaceae.
AUGGACAUCGACAGUGCCGCUGCAUCCUCGGGAGUCACAAUGGAAGAUCUGCUUUCGGCAGGAUCAAAGGCAUACUCUGCUACCGAUGCUACUCCCGAUGCUGCUCUCUCAGCACAACUCGAGCGGCGCAAACUUGCUCGCAGUCUCGCUAUUCCCACUUCCGAUGCAAAAGUCAGGCUAGGUCUUCGAGAGCUGGGAGAAGCGACAAGAUGUUUUGGAGAAGGCGAGAUGGAUCGUCGCGAGCGUUUGCGGCAGCUGCUCGCCCAACGCUUGCAGGAGACAGGACAACAACUGGCAGGUGCAUCCCAAGCAUCUCCUCCCCAUAGCGACGACGGCGACGAAGACGACAGCAGUGACGAGCAGGAGCAAGAAUUCUACACAGAAGGACCGCCUGCGCUUCUCGAAGCAAGACGGAGGAUAGCAUGCUUCUCUCUGCAACGCUCCAAACUGCGUCUCGCUAUGCAACGCAAAGAUGCUAAAGUGCCACUGGCAUCGAUGGUCAAGCUACGCAACCAAGUUUUCCAACCCAUCAAGACAUAUGCCAAUCUCGGAUCGCAGCUUUGCGACGAUCGACCGGUCUCGAUGAUCCGCUUCUCACCCAACUCGCAACUCUUAGCAACGGCAAGUUGGUCCGGCAGCAUCAAACUCUGGGAGGUGCCGAGUGCCACUCACAAAGCCACCUAUCGAGCACAGAGGGACAAGGUCGGUGGGCUGGCUUGGCAUCCGCGUGCGACGCUUUCACACGAUCCUGCUGCAGUCAACUUGGUUUCCGGUGCAGGCGAUGCCUCUGUCUGCCUAUGGAGUCUACAGAGUCACCGUCCACUGGCAAGCAUGGAGGGACAUGAAGCGAGAGUUGCAAAAACAGCUUUCCAUCCCAGCGGUGAUUACGUCGCAAGUGCAUCCUUCGACGGCACAUGGAGGCUCUGGCAUCUUUCCACUACACAAUGCUUGGCCGUGCAGGAGGGGCAUAGCAAACCAGUCUACUCGGUUGAGUUUCAGGAUGAUGGAGCCUUGGUGGCAAGUGGUGGUUUGGAUGCCAUAGCAAGGGUGUGGGAUAUGCGAACCGGUAGGACGGCCAUGGUGUUGGAUGGACAUGCCAAAGAAAUCCUAUCCAUCGAUUUUGCGCCUAAUGGUUACCAGAUCGCCACCGCUAGCGGCGACGAUACUGUGAGGAUAUGGGAUAUGCGUACUCUCAAAUCCAUCUACACCAUCCCAGCGCACAACUCGAGCGUUUCCGACGUUCGCUUUUUCCGUUCUCUCAGCCACCGCAAACAUCCUUUCGCCGAAAGUAACGCAGAAGAAGAAGAACAACAACAACAACAACAACAACAACAACAACAACAACAACAGGAGCAUGCAAUCAGCAGCAAUGGUCUCUACCUCGCCACCUCUGGCUACGAUGGAAUGGUCCGCGUUUGGUCCGCCGACGACUGGCAACUGCUAACCACGCUCAGCAGCGAUACGGGUAGGGUGAUGAGUGUCGAUAUAAGCAGCAAUGGAGAGAUGCUUGCCAGUAGCGAAUCAACUCGCACUUUCAAACUCUGGGGGUCGCUGUAA